Protopterus annectens (West African lungfish) is the source of this 1348-nucleotide messenger RNA. RefSeq names its product zinc finger matrin-type 4 (gene ZMAT4). Bases 256 to 972 code for a protein of 238 amino acids. Lineage: Eukaryota; Metazoa; Chordata; Ceratodontiformes; Protopteridae. The record is from RefSeq and is a predicted model, not a curated record. Gene Ontology annotation, cellular component: nucleus. Gene Ontology annotation, molecular function: zinc ion binding; nucleic acid binding. The transcript is spliced from 6 exons.
UGUUCUAUUUUCUAACAUACUUUUUAAACUAACCUGGCACAGAUUUGAGUUCACUUUACCCGACUAUACUUAAUAAUUUAUAAUGCAUAGAUUAAAGCCUAAGAUUAAAAAGUUAAUUAUGGGCACAGACUUGAUUUACUUUAGAAAUGCAGUAUUCUAAAGGCACAAGACUGAUUUGUUUAUAAACAGACUGAAAAGCAAACAGCAGAAAGUGACACUGUUAUAAUGGAAUACUGUGUUGCCUGCUAAUGAGAUAUGAAGAGAAAGUUUCAGAUUCCAACGGGUCCGUCCUUUCAUUCAGGAAAACCUAGCACGAGCCGGAAACAUGCUAGCAAGGUUCGACUUUAUUACAUGCUUCAUCCUGUAGAUGGAGGCUGCCCUGCUAAAAAACUGCGAUCAGAAAAUGGUACUGAUGAGGGAGAUGUGGAUAAGAACAAAUGCUGUACACUCUGCAAUAUGUCUUUUACAUCAGCAAUAGUGGCUGAAUCCCAUUACCAAGGCAAGAUCCAUGCCAAGAGAUUAAAGCUAUUACUCGGAAUAGAGCCUCCUCUAAAACCAACAGAAUCUUCUCCAAACGGUCUGAAGAGAACACCUACUGAAACGACGCAAGUUAUCUCGUCCAUGCGACAGAGGAGAGACUCGGACAAAUACUGUCAGCUAUGCAAUGCCUGGUUCAACAAUCCCAUGAUGGCACAACAACAUUAUGAUGGAAAAAAGCACAAGAAGAAUUCAGCCAGGGCCGAUUUAAUAGAACAGCUAGGGAAAACGUUCGAUCUUGGGGAACUAAGAGCUUUGAAACGCAAAUUCACUUGUGGCAUAUGCAGCGUUACAGUAAAUUCAAUAGAACAAUAUUAUGCUCAUCUUCAGGGUUCAAAACAUCAGAUCAAGAAUGUCACUGUUUCAACAGAUGAACAAAAGGAAAAUGAAAGCGAAACUGAAAGAGACUGUUUUACUGAGCAGCCUUUAAGUUAAACGAAUCAACCAGCCAACUGAUCAGAGCCAAGUGACAGUCAGGAUUAAUUCCAUCUGCCAGAUGUUAAUGACAAAGUAUUGGAUGUCUCUUUCACAGAACGAUCUGUACCUGUAAGCAUGAAGCUGAAGCUAAAGCGAAAUCAUUUCCUGCCACAAACACUGCUUCCUGGUGACGAGUGGUUGUCAUGGUUUUAUUCCCCAAGUCUUUAAAGUUCAAGAUCGAAAGAUGUGAAGAGUUGUAUAACAAAACUGUGUGGUCUAAAUACAGGAUAAUUAUGGUAUCUGCAUUUUGCAGACUUAGAUAUGCAUUCUACUGUAUUUAUGCUCUGCCUUGUAGUGCAGAUAAUCCCUUUAAAUAAAAAUGUGUGCUUCAUGA